AUGGCUGAUUUCGCAGCUGCUUUUGCCGCUUACAUCGAUAGAUGUAUAACCAAAUCUGUAAAUAAAUUUAGCAAACCACGACAAAAUAAUGGCUACUCAACAUCAGAUGUUUCAAUCUCCAUCGUUGAAUUUGAUGAACAAAUGACUAAAACAGAGACUGAAUUCAAAAAUAUUGAACAAAAAUUUAUCAAAAUUGAUAUGUUUGUUGAUGCACUCAAAAAUGACAUACAAUUUAUUCAUGAAAGCAUGAAUAAACUACAAAAUGAGAAAGACUAUCGUUUCAAAGGAUCCACUAUUACAUAUUCGAAUACUCAGAAUGGGAAUUCGCACUCUAUUUUAGAUUUUAGACUCAAUAAAUCAGAAUCAACACUUAGCAAGUGGGAUAAUGGGAAUGGUGGCAAUUCAUUUACAAGAUAUUUCCGUAAAAAAAUGCAUAUCGCUCGCAAAAGCAUUGGAUCCAACGGUUCUUUAAGUAGUAUGCAAUUAUUAUCACCAUCAUCAAGCUCAAGCAGUGAAAACUCAGGCCAAGACAGCAACAUGCCUCUGUUUUUUGAAAUUACCCGAAAACCCAAUAUUUUGGUGCAAACUAAACCAUUUACUCCUCAUAUUUGUAAUCAAAAUUGUGCCCAAAAUACAUUCAACGCACAAUCUCCAAUAUUUCGGGAUGAUGUUCCUUACGCAAUACCAGUAAUAUUAGGCUGGAAACGAGAGGUAGCUACUGCUCAUUGCAGAUACGAUGGAAGCAGAUCGGUUGCGGUCAAGGAGGUCAGCUAUGUGGCUCCAUGUGGAAGAAGAUUGAGGAAUAUUGAAGAAUUGGAUAAAUAUUUAUCGAUUACAAACUGUUCAUUAUCCAUUGAUUAUUUUACUUUUGAAGUUUACGUUGAACUGUAUAAUGAAAGUGGCAAUUCUCGUAUUCGAUGUAAUUGGUUAAAUAAUGAUAUCACUGUUGGACGGGAGUCUAAAAUCAUUUCUGCUAUAAAUUCAUGUGACAAUGUCGAAUUUCCAUCCGAUUUCAACUAUAUAUCAAGUCGCUACGAAGGACGAAGUGUUUACAUUCCAAGAGAUCCUUCUUUCUUAAUAAGGUGUGAGUGCAAUGACGAUUGUAGGAACAAAUCAACUUGUGCCUGUCAAAAAUUGACAAUCGAAGCAACCCAAUCUUUACCUGGACGAAGGAAAAACGUAACUGCCGGUUAUACAUAUCAAAGACUUAAAAAGUUUAUUGUUACGGGUCUUUAUGAAUGUAAUCCAUACUGUUCUUGUAGCGAUACUUGCCAUAAUAAAGUUGUACAAAAUGGAAUUAAAGCUCGUUUACAAAUAUUCAAAACUGUCCGUCGUGGAUGGGGUGUUAGGUGUUUACAUGAUAUACCUGCUGGUGCAUUUGUGUGUACAUAUUCGGGCGAAGUUAUGACUGAACAUGCAGCUAAUCAUUAUGCUUCUGUCUAUGGAGAUGAAUAUUUAGCUGAUUUGGAUUUAAUUGAUAUUUGUGAAGCUGCUAAAGAAGGCUAUGAAUCAGCUCCUGUAGAGGAAAUUUCAAGUGACGAUGAUGCUGAUGAGCCUGAUGAUGCAAAAGAUGAAGACUAUAAUGAUGAAGAUCAAGAGUCAGAUGAAUCAUUUUCUUCCGUUAAAGUAAAAUCUAAUCGAAGGAAAGCGAAAAACAAUGUUCUUAAAAAAGUGAACAACUCAUCUAGUCUUGAUCAUUUACAAAACACAAAUAUCAAUAUAAAAAGAAAUGGUAAUCAUAGCGGGAUCAGAGGUGGAGCAAUGAGUACUUAUAGAUCUAUGAAUGCAUUGAAAAUGUCGGAUGGAGCUAUGAAAUUCAAAUCUAUCAGAUCUAUGCACGAUGAAGAUUUUUCUUAUACCUUGGAUGCUAAACGAUUUGGAAAUAUUGGUAGAUUUUUAAAUCACUCGUGUUCACCUAAUUGUUUUGCUCAAAGUGUUUUUGUUGACACACACGAUUUAAGAUUUCCGUGGGUUGCUUUUUUUGCCAAUGAAUUCAUCCCAGCCUACAGUGAAUUAACAUGGGACUACAACUAUGAAAUAGGAUCUGUUGAAGGAAAAAUGAUCAAAUGUUAUUGCAAUUCAACUGAAUGUCGUUAUCGCUUACUCUGA
This is a messenger RNA of Tetranychus urticae (two-spotted spider mite), 2109 nucleotides long. Its product is annotated as histone-lysine N-methyltransferase eggless-like. Gene Ontology annotation, molecular function: protein binding; histone H3K9 methyltransferase activity; zinc ion binding. Gene Ontology annotation, cellular component: nucleus. The record is from RefSeq and is a predicted model, not a curated record. NCBI's taxonomy places the organism in Eukaryota, Metazoa, Arthropoda, Arachnida, Trombidiformes, Tetranychidae. Gene Ontology annotation, biological process: negative regulation of gene expression; heterochromatin organization.